Parnassius apollo (apollo) is the source of this 2172-nucleotide messenger RNA. The record is from the annotation of a GenBank genome assembly. Lineage: Eukaryota; Metazoa; Arthropoda; Insecta; Lepidoptera; Papilionidae.
AUGUCAGGAAUAAACGUGAAGAUGGCGGGCCAAACUAUAAACGAUAGGCUCCUUGCCGCUCGACAUAGCAUCGCUGGGCAGGGAUUGGCGAAAUCAGUUUGUAAAGCUACCACCGAAGAAAUGAUUGCACCCAAAAAGAAACACUUAGACUAUCUAGUCCACUGCACAAACGAGCCCAACGUGUCCAUACCGCAGCUGGCGAAUCUCCUGGUGGAGCGCACGCAGAACACCAAUUGGGUAGUGGUGUACAAAGCUCUAAUCACCGUUCAUCAUCUACUAGCGUACGGGAAUGAGAGAUUCACACAAUACUUAGCGUCGAGUAAUUCGACGUUUCAACUAAGUAAUUUCUUAGACAAAAGCGGGGUGCAAGGUGCGGCCGGGGCCCGGAUCGGCUAUGAUAUGUCUCCGUUCAUCCGGCGCUACGCCAAGUACUUGAAUGAGAAGGCAUUGUCAUACCGGACGGUCGCCUUCGAUUUCUGCAAAGUUAAGAGAGGGAAGGAGGAGGGCUCGCUCCGCAUGAUGAACGCGGAGAAACUGCUGAAGACAUUGCCGGUGCUUCAAGCGCAGCUGGACGCACUGCUAGAGUUCGACUGCACCGCCAACGACCUCACCAACGGAGUCAUAAACAUGUGUUUCAUGCUGCUCUUUAGAGAUCUCAUAAGAUUAUUCGCCUGCUACAAUGACGGCAUCAUCAAUCUGCUGGAGAAAUAUUUCGACAUGAACAAGAAGAACUGCCGCGAGGCUCUCGACCUCUAUAAGAAAUUCCUCAUCAGGAUGGAUAGAGUUGGAGAGUUCUUGAAGGUGGCAGAAAACGUUGGCAUUGACAAAGGUGACAUACCGGACUUGACAAAAGCGCCAAGCAGUCUUCUUGAUGCUUUGGAAGGUCAUCUCGCCACCUUGGAGGGCAAGAAAGGCUCCGCCGCUAAUACACCCACUCAGACAGCCAGCGCGCAGAAGAACGUGGCGAGCGUGAUGGGCGCGUUGUCGUCGACGUCAUCGUCGUUCGGGCACGCGGCCGCGUCCUCGCGCCUCGAGCACAGCGCCGCGCUGCUCAUCGACGAUUCGCUGCGCCAGCAGGCGCUCGCCGACGAGGAGGCCGCCAUGAACCAGUACAAGAAUAAGGUCCAAUCUCCAACAAACUCCGCGGCCAACAACCCAUUCCUGUCGACCGCGCCGGCACAGAACCAGAAUCAAAAUCAAAACCAAAACCAAAACCAGUCCAUCGUGGAUCUAUUUGGUCCGGCGCCAUCGGAUACAACGAGCACUGCAAGCAAAGCUUCAGACGAUCUGCUGUCCCUGGGCAACCCGUUUGCCGACAUGUUUGGUGCGGGCGGGCCGGUGCCCGCGGCCCCCGCAGCCCCGGCGGCCGCACCGUGGCCCACCAACGGCUUCGCGAACUUCCCCGCGCAGCCCACUGCGCCCGCCCAGCCCACCUCCAACAACACCUUUGUGUCUGAAGCUAACUUCUCUAACGUAUUCAAUAACACCACUGACUCCGCAGCUGCCGCAAACCCGUUCAUGGGUAUGGGAGACCCUACACACCCUAUGACGGCCUCCCCGGCCCGUCCCCCUCCUCCGAACCCCCCUCAGCCCAAGUCUGCCUUCGAUGAACUUGAAGAUGUGAUGAGAAUGUCUCUGGGAGGCUCUCCGGCGAAACAAACCCAGCCGAUAACUCAACAACCAGUUGCUCAGCCCUUUGGUGACAUGAUGGCAAUGCCAAUGUCCCAGCCGAUGAUGUUCGGAUCUCCAGCCCGUCAACCGAUGAUGCCGAUGGCAAUGGGUCAACAACAACAACAGCAACCCGGUAAAGUCCUAACAGGUGACCUGGACUCAUCGCUUGCCCAACUGGCCAAUAAUUUGACCAUCAAUAAAACCGCUGCUGCUCAGAAACCCAUGCAGUGGUCGUCACCAAAGAACGCGUCGAAGCCCGGCGCCGCCUGGAGCCCGCAGCCCAUGCAGGCCACCACCGGCGCCGGCUACAGGCCCAUGGGCCCCGGCAUGGCAUUACCACCAAUGCCCCAUACACUGCCCCAUACAUACCACCCCCCGCAUUAUGUUAUGCAACAACCGGGCAUGGUAAUGGGCAUGAGCCCGGCCCCCAUGAUGCCGAUGGGCGUGAUGCCGCCCAUGAGGCCGCCCGUGCCCCCGCAGCCAACCAACCAGUUCAGCUAA